AUGGCAUCCAACAUGUAUAACGGCGUCCGAGCAGAGCCCAAGUUCUUAAGGGAUCCUACUUCAUUCGAGAGUAUAUCCUCAGGUAUAUCGAGGAUAUCAUCUUACGUUGCAUCCAAUCUGUCCAAGCGAAAAUCAGCAAGCAUGCCAUCUCCAUUUGAUCCACACUAUCAACAAUACCAGGCUCAGCAACAGCAGGCUCAGCAGCAGGCCCAGCAGCAACAACAGGCUCAACAGCAGCCUGCCAUCAUGGACGAUGUUUUAGAUGACAUGGAUGAUGCAGACACCAUCACAUUUGCAUCUUUUGAGAAACUAGAGUAUCGAGAUAAGACCAUGUCAUGUCUGCUGUUGGGGUAUCAUGAUGGAUUUCAGCUGUGGGACAUUACGAAUCCAGACAAUGUGCAUGAGCUUGUUUCCAUCAGAGAUAAAGAUACAUUUGGCGUAGUAUCAUUCAUUCAUAUAGUACAAGGCCAGCAAGAGCCUGUAUUAGCCAUCAUAUCUGAAACUACAACAACUGCAACUACAUCCAGUUUACAGCAACAUAGCAGUAAUGAACAAACACACAACAGAAUGAGCUCAAAUUCAUCCACGUCGACAACCUCCACCAUGGCAUCCUCACGUCUCAUUAUCUAUUCGCUACAAUCACAAUCUAUCAUCAAGGAAAUCAAUGAUUUUGGUGAGGAAGAGAAUGAUGAUACAGUGGUAGUCACAUGCAUAAAAAGUAACCACAAGGUCAUUGUACUCGGUUGUUUAUCUCGUCAUCGUUCGUCGCUUCGAAUUCUGUCAGCUGCAGAUUACACACCUUUCGCUACACCGUUGACUGAUAUAUACCAUGCCCCCAAUCAAGGUCCUAUAUUCACAUUAGGCUCUCGAUUCAUCGCUUAUGCCACAAAUACUGCGGUAUUGAAUUCAGAUCCAGUCAUGACCUCCUUAACGAAUAAGAGCAUUAGUUACAGUGUGUUGCAAGGCGAUAAAGAUGUAAAAGGUGCUGCUAAAGACAUUGCCAAAGAAGUCGUGAGUGGUAUGAAGACACUGGGCGAAUUUGGUUUCAAUACACUGCAAAACUACUUUGGCAAUCAGCCUCCACCUCAGUCUCAGGGACCACCUCCACCAGCACCACAAGAGAUAUACGAUGCGUCGAGUCCGUCCAAUCGAAGAACCAGUUUUCAGAACAGCUCACCCAAAGACAAUCUAUACAUCAACUCAAGCAGCUCGUCGAAUUCAGCUAAAAAGAUGGUGCCAUCUGGCAUGAUCAUGAUCAGAGACAUUUUAAAGCUGCCCAAGACACCUACCAGAAAUCUAUCUCUGUCCAUCAUUGCACAUUUUAGACCGCACACCCACCCAGUGUCUUGCCUGACCUUUAACCAAGCAGGCACACUGCUCAUGUCUGCCUCCAAGCAGGGCCACACAUUCCACAUUUUUAGCAUCCUGACCAACACGGCGCACGGCAAUGCCUCUCAUUUGUACAGUCUAUCCAGAGGCAUUACCGAUGCUCAGGUUGUCGACUGCCAGUUCUCAGUGGACUCUACAUGGUGUGCCAUUACGACUGCAAGAGGGACUACGCAUGUCUAUGCUAUCAAUCCUUACGGUGGCAAACCUGAGAUAUCUGGACAUGUGCACGGAAAGGUAAACAACCCUGUCUAUCAUCCAUUCAUGGCCAACAGCAGUAAAUCAAAGCCUAAAGCAACGACACUCAGUUCAGUGGUUCGCAUCAAGCAGAGAAGAAAGAUGCCAGGCAACAGCUUAAGCUCUUCUCAAGAUGACCUGGGAACAUUUGCUGGCCAACAAGGACAAAAUCCCAGUGGUUACUCUCAUGGCUACUAUGGUCCUACGCCUCCUCAGUACAUACCCUCCAUGAUGCCUCCCCCACCUGCUAUUAUACAUCGCAACAUCAGCAAGGAGCCUCGAGCCAAGAUUAUCGCCAUGUUUGUCACUGCUUCGAAAUCACCUUACCUUGUCAACAACAGUGUGUAUAAGAGCAAUCAGUCGUCUCACAACUCCUUAUCUUCGAAUUCUGAUUCCCCCAAUGCAAAUCCGUUGGGGACCAUCAAACAACAGGCGACCAACAUGUUGAGCUCUUUCGGAUCCAGCAUGAGCCAUCUACCAUACAUGCCUGCCAGUGCGAGUCAGCAAUCCAAGAAAUGGGACAAGAACAACAGCAGCAAUGACACGCUGAUGUUUGGAUUUGAUGAGGAAUACGAUGACUCAACAAAGAUGAUUAAUGACGAGGUUGGCUAUCAAGACAUGUAUUCAUUCCAUCCGGACGGUGUCUUGACACUGCACCGUUGCUGGGUAGCCAAGACAAUUGUCAAGAAACGAGAGAAUGGAUGUACACUAGAGAAGCUAGAUUUGUCGCUCAAGGAAGAAGAUGUGGCAGAGUGGCGAGUGGCUAGAAAUGCGGAUUGGGAUCAAGUAAAACUAUCUGUGGAUUCUUCUUUAUCUUCAUCGCCUGUCGUACCAGAGGAUGUUAGCAACGACGCACAAGGCAGCAAAAAGAAGAAGAACAAGGUCAACAACCAGAGCCAGAAGCAGACGUUUGCUGUGGAUACACGCAAAAAGAAGCUUUGGUUGUCCUAUGCAGAGAUCACCACCUAUACCAACGACGAGCCAGCUUUGUGGACGCAUCAUCAAUUCAGCUUCCAGACAUACCAAAAUACAAAGGACUUGCAACGUGUAUUGAAUGCAGGCAUUAUACCCAAAACAGAUACCUUGAUCAUGUUGAAGGGCAUGCCAGAACCUGUGUCUAGUCGCAUAGAUCGUGUUAGAAAGACGACGACGCGUAUCGCGAAUGACAGUGUUGAAGAGAAUAUGGAAGAUGCCUUGGCAGAGUUGGAAGACAACAUAUCAAAGGCAAUGCAGACCUCCUUCUCUCCAUCUAGCAACUCUAUGGGAAACAGCCCUGCUACCAAUCUCAAGUGGCUCUCCUCCAGUGCAAAUGCUGCCAUGAAUGCAUCUCCCUCUCCCUCAAUGACGAACAAGUCUUUCCUGGACAGAAAUUCCUCUCUUUCAUUCGAGGAUGCGUAUUUGAUCAAUAUGGGUAGUGGUCCAAGCCCUGAACCCUCCAUGCAUGGCCAUACACCUCAGCAACAGCAGCAGCCUCCACUACAAACAUUAGACAGCAGCUCGCUUAUUCAGUUUGAUGAUGACGAGGAGGAUAACAUUGAUGAUCUCAAGAGGGGAAUAGAUGUCAUUCGAGUAGAAGGUGAUGAGGAUGCUGAUGACGAUCAUGACGAGAUCAAGAGAUCACAUUCUAAACAGCAUCAGCAACAACAACAACAACAACAACAACAACAACAACAACAACAACAACAACAACAACAACAACAACUGUCAGAGGUGUAUUCUCCUGACGGUGAUAACGAAGUAGAGUAUCCUUAUGAAUCUGUAUAUGAAAAUAUACAUCAGCGUGUAGUCAAAGAGGAUAGCGACGAUGAUGACGAUCAGAUUCCUUGGUAG
Messenger RNA from Mucor velutinosus, 3453 nucleotides. RefSeq lists its product as uncharacterized. NCBI's taxonomy places the organism in Eukaryota, Fungi, Mucoromycota, Mucoromycetes, Mucorales, Mucoraceae. Gene Ontology annotation, cellular component: cytoplasm. The coding region runs from base 1 to 3453 and encodes 1150 amino acids. Gene Ontology annotation, biological process: response to starvation; autophagy. The transcript is spliced from 6 exons. Gene Ontology annotation, molecular function: protein binding. The record is from RefSeq and is a predicted model, not a curated record.